CCAUCUACACACCGCAUGCGAUGCCGCGAUGCGUCGUAAGUCGUAAGAACAGCGAGGAGGCUGAGGAGCCCUGCUACGGACAGAAUUAGUCGUGGGGUAUCGCGCAGCUGAUCCUUACAGAGAAAAAUUAUGAUGGCAAGCAAGGCUUGGAAGGUGGUCCAACCGCACGUGCCGAUGAUCAAAUUCCGCAAGGGCGGCCUUGAUCGCGCAGCAGUUGCGGGUAUGACGGCCACGCCAUCUGCACGGCCAGGGUCGGUGCAGAUGCAGCAGAGCGCGGGCAGAGCGACGGGCCCCCAGGUGAUCGUGCUGCCGACGAUAGAACACAUUCACUUGCCGCCGCGGUAUCAGAGACGACCGAUAGAUCAAAAGGAAAUGGAAUAUAUCAAUCGUGGUGGACCAGAGUGAAUUUGCAGUGCUAGCAUUUAGGACAUCAUAAGCUCCAUAUAUUUACUUAAUUUUGUUAUUGACCGACUCGGUGCAAUGUGUUGUUAAAAUAAAUGGACAUGGCAGAGAGAACCCCACA
Monomorium pharaonis (pharaoh ant) is the source of this 523-nucleotide messenger RNA. RefSeq names its product 28S ribosomal protein S36, mitochondrial. The record is from RefSeq and is a predicted model, not a curated record. Bases 130 to 405 code for a protein of 91 amino acids. Gene Ontology annotation, biological process: 2-oxoglutarate metabolic process. The transcript is spliced from 4 exons. NCBI's taxonomy places the organism in Eukaryota, Metazoa, Arthropoda, Insecta, Hymenoptera, Formicidae.